AUGACGGACAAGCUCCCCCCUCCGCUUCUGGCGCUCUUCCAACCUCGCCCGCCUCUGCGUUAUGUCACCCCCAUCAACCGUGCCCCAGAAGACUGCAAGAAGAGUAGCAUUGGUGGCAUUGCGCAGUUUCUGCCCGAGGUGAAGAAGUACGAGGAAGAAAUCCCAUAUACGCCUACGGAAAGCUGGAUCCAGCGCAAAUUGCGCCAGAAGGUGGAGAAGAAAGAGAAUAUUGACAAGCAAUUGACGGAAGGCCUCGAGACUUAUGAACCAUCCAACGACCAACAAGCACGAGGCGAUCCGUUCAAGACGCUGUUUGUUGCUCGACUGAGCUACGAUGUUAAGGAAUCGGACCUGGAACGGGAGUUUGGCCGUUUCGGUCCUAUUGAACGGAUUCGCAUCGUGAAAGACACCGUAACGCCAAAGGGCUCGAAGAAACCACACAGAGGAUAUGCUUUUAUUGUCUAUGAGCGCGAAAAGGAUAUGAAAGCUGCCUACAAGGAAACGGAUGGUAUCCGCAUUAAGGACCGCCGUGUCUUGGUAGACGUCGAGCGCGGUCGUACAGUCAAGGGAUGGAAGCCUCGUCGCUUCGGUGGUGGCCUCGGAGGUCGUGGUUACACCAAGGCGUUGCCCUCUCGACCUAUCGGCCCUGGCUCUUUCAACGCCCCCUCUGGUCCCGGCGGCUAUGGUGGUGGAUUCCGUGGUGGGUUCGGCGGCAGAGGUGGUUUCAAGGGAGGAUUCCGCGGUGAUCGUGGAUUUGGUGGGCCCCGUGGAGGUGUCGGAUACCAAGGUGGUCGCAACGGAUUCGGUGGAGGUGGACAGGCUCCCCCCAACGCCCCUUCAGGUCCGGGAGGCGGACGCAGCGGUGGAUUCGGUGGUGGUCCCCCUGGCGGCGGCAGAUUUGAGCGUGAACCCCGCGGCGCUACUGGCAGCAACAGAGAACCCAUCAGGCCCCGGGACGGGUUUGGCGACCGCGAUCGUCGAGACCGGGAUCGGGACCGCGACGGUGACCGUCACCGGGACCGUGACAGGGAUAGCUAUCGCUACCGUGACCGGGACCGUGAACGCGACCGCGAUCGUGGUGACAGGUACGGAGGCCGGGGCGACGACUACGGGCGGAAGCGAUACCAUGAAGAUGAUUCGUAUGAUGACCCCCGUGCCAAAAGAAGAUACUGA
Molecule: messenger RNA, 1173 nt
Organism: Aspergillus costaricaensis CBS 115574
Lineage: Eukaryota; Fungi; Ascomycota; Eurotiomycetes; Eurotiales; Aspergillaceae
Product: U1 small nuclear ribonucleoprotein 70 kDa
Exons: 4
Coding region: 1-1173 (390 amino acids)
Biological process (GO): mRNA splicing, via spliceosome
Cellular component (GO): U2-type prespliceosome; precatalytic spliceosome; U1 snRNP
Molecular function (GO): mRNA binding; U1 snRNA binding
Source: RefSeq, a predicted model, not a curated record